AUGUCUCUCGAAGAAAAGGUCAAUAUGACAGCCGGAGUUGGUGGACCGUGUGCUGGAAAUGUACCACCGAUUCAACAUCUCGGUUUUCCCGGCCUCUGCUUCCAAGAUUCACCUUCCGGCGUUGGCGACAAUGUUGAAUUCGCGACCGCUUUCGUUCCUGGCAUUCAUAUCGCAGCUACCUGGGAUCGAGAUCUCGCUUACGCUCGCGCCGUUGCAAUCGGCCAGGAAUUCAGAGGAAAAGGUAUCCACUUUUUAUUGGGACCUAUGAUGAAUAUCGAUCGUAAUGCUCUACAUGGUCGUAAUUGGGAAGGAUUCGGCGCUGAUCCGUACCUAUCUGGCGAGAAUUCGUUCGAAUAUGUGCUAGGAGUUCAAAAUCAAGGUGUGGUUGCUACUGCCAAGCACUACAUUGCCAACGAGCAGGAAACCAAUCGUUUCUACGAUGUCACAGCAUCUAGUAGUUCCAAUCCGUACGAUAUCAGUUCGAAAGGUUAUUCCGCUAACAUCGACGACAAGACCAUACACGAAAUUUAUUUGUGGCCGUUCGCGUCUAGUGUAGUCGCCGGCGCGGGUUCCGUUAUGUGUUCCUACAAUCAAGUCAACGGUACACAAGCGUGUCAGAACAGCAAAACGUUGAACGAUCUGUUGAAGGGUGAACUCGGAUUUCAAGGCAACGUCAUGUCCGAUUGGGGAGCGACGAAAACCGGAAUCGAAUCAGUGUUGGGUGGAUUAGAUGUGGAAAUGCCGGGUGGAGAUGGGUUCAUGGGUUAUUCUCUUCUUCAAGCUGUGCAAAGUGGACGAAUCAGCGAAGAGAGAAUCGAUGAUAUGGUCACUCGAAUUUUGGCACCUUACUAUCUUGUCGGACAAGAUCAGGGCUACCCGACACUUGACUUCAGUCGCGAUGUAACACAGGACCAUCAUAAGAUCAACCGUCUGACUGGUACUGCCGGUAUUAUUUUACUAAAAAAUACGAACAAUGUUCUGCCGUUUAACGCGGACUCGGACAAACACAUUUCUGUGUUUGGAUCGGCAGCCGGUCAAUUCAAAAUAGGUCCUUCGCCGGGAGAUGCCCAAGGCUUUGAUGGUGCUAUUUAUCAAGGUGGAGGUUCAGGCUUUGUCCGACCUACGUAUGCGAUCGAUCCUAUCAACACACUUGUUGCCAAAGCUCGAGAAUGUCACUUUCACAUCCAAUUCGUCACCGAUCAAAGCGAUUAUAAAACCAUCAAUGACUCAUUUCGGGUUCCCGGCUACUCCACACCGAAGUGUCUCGUUUUUAUAAACGCUUGGUCGACAGAAGGUCGAGACAGAUCCAGUCUUCAGGCUUACAACCAGGGCGACCAACUCGUACAAAUUGUCGCCGCACAAUGUGCAUCUACUGUUGUUGUUAUCAAUAGUGUUUCUCAACUGAACCUCGAAGCUUGGGUUGAUCAUCCAAAUGUGGCUGGCGUUAUUUGGUCUGGCUUACCAGGACCGGAAUAUGGACCAGCACUUGCCGAUGUUCUAUUCGGUAAUUAUAAUCCUGGAGGUAAACUCGUUUUUACAAUCGCCAAGAACGAUUCGGACUAUGGCACUAACAUUACUGAAACCUAUAAUUCGAAUUAUACUGAAGGCGUCUUCUUGGAUUAUCGCCACUUUGAUAAGUACAAUAUCAUGCCACGUUACUAUUUUGGAUACGGACUUUCAUACACAACGUUUUCUUUGUCCAGUCUUGGCGUUUCAAAAGUCAGUAAAAAUAAGCGCUUCAUCGCAUCUGUCAAUCGGCGGCGUCGAGCGUCCUUCAAUGCUGUUGCAAGUACUUCACAGCUGUACGAACCUGCUUAUACUGCAUCGUUUACUUUGCGCAAUACUGGCAAUGUUUACGGCUCCGAAGUGCCCCAACUAUAUCUCGGAUUUCCUGAUGAAGCCGCUGAACCGCCCAAAGUAUUAAGAGGCUUCGAGAGAGUCUACCUAGCGCCAGGUGAAUCAAAGAUCGUGACAAUGACAUUGACACAAAAGGACAUAUCCUACUGGAAUGUUGUGAACCAGAAAUGGACUAUUGCGCCUGGUAAUUACACGGUUUGGAUCGGAACUUCAGCAAAUCCCAAUGACUUGAAACUUCAGACCUUUUUUAUUAUUGGAUGA
Molecule: messenger RNA, 2118 nt
Organism: Didymodactylos carnosus
Lineage: Eukaryota; Metazoa; Rotifera; Eurotatoria; Philodinida; Philodinidae
Source: the annotation of a GenBank genome assembly